UCGAAUCGAGCGUUCGAUCCCCUUUUGCGAGAUAUUGUAUAAAUUGCGAAGUAAAACCAUUGUUGGUAUCAUUCUACUCAUAACCCAACAGACAUACGUUACAAUUCUCUUAAAACCCAAAAUGAAGUUCUUCAUCGCAUUACUGGCCCUGGCUGUGGUGGCUGCUGAAGCAGGUUACGCACCGGCUGUUGUCCCCGUCAGCACCUCAGUCUGGCCAUCAUACGGAGUGUACGGAAAGGGAUCCCUCGCUGCGUGGCCAUACGCCUACAAUGGAUGGAACAAUGGCUGGAACAACGGAUGGAACUCCUGGAAUAACGGAUGGAAUUCCUGGAACAAUGGAUUGAACAGCUGGAACGAUGGAUUCCAUGGCGCGUACGGUUACCCAAAUGCUGGUGCCUGGUCUAAUGCGUAUCUUGGUCACAACACCGUAGUGCAGGCCAACCUGGGAAAGGCGCUCCCAUAUGGUCUGCCCUGGGGAACCUACGGUGCAGGAGUUAAUGGCUGGACUGGUCUGCACGGUGGCUAUUUGACUAGUGCUGUUCCAGUGUCUAAACAGGUAGCUGCCACUCCCGGAUCAGUUCAUGUUGCAGCCGUUCCCGUUGGAGGAGAAAAACUGGUUGUUGCUUGAAUAUGAGAUGAACCGUUUGUUUGAGAAACUGCAUAUGUGGCAUUUUUGGCCGAAAUGAGAUUUUAUCCAUUAAUACGUAUGUAUUCCAACAAAAAAUACGAAAAAAAAACAAAUUCUGUUCACCUGACAUCCACACCUGAGCAUCCACACUAUGCUCGAAGGUGGUCAGGGCUGGGCUC
Armigeres subalbatus is the source of this 807-nucleotide messenger RNA. Its product is annotated as shematrin-like protein 2. The record is from RefSeq and is a predicted model, not a curated record. NCBI's taxonomy places the organism in Eukaryota, Metazoa, Arthropoda, Insecta, Diptera, Culicidae. The transcript is spliced from 2 exons. The coding region runs from base 122 to 628 and encodes 168 amino acids.